GGUUGAGGACAGUGAGGACGGUGAGGAGGGUCGUACUGAAAGGGGGCGAAUUUAAACAUCUCCGAUUAAAAAAAUGAGACAUGCCGGCCCCGCCUUUGCCUCGCCCUGAGGAUGUAGGUUCGGGUUGGUGUAUUUAAAGCCGGGGGAGAGCUGCCGUGAGCCACUUCUUUGAAGACCUCCGUGUUUUCAUCACUUUCUUAAAGGGACCGCAGCGGACUCUUCCAAGGCAUCAUGGCGUCGUCCUCCUCCUCCACCUCCUCCUCCACCGGCAGGACGCCCCUCGCCCGGGCUCUGUCGCAGCCCUGCAGGAGGAGGCAGCUGUCCAGCUGCGCCUCCUCGGGGGCCCUGGACCAGGUGUCGUCCCCCUCCGUCCCCGAGGUCCGGGUCCUGGCCAUCAACACCGGGGGGACCAUCGGCAUGACGCCGGACAGCCAGAACGUUCUGGCGCCCAAAGCCAACGCUCUGGUGAAGAGGCUGCAGAAGCUCCCCAUGCUGCACGACGAGGUGUACGCCGAGAAGACCGGCCUCUACGAGCGCUACGGGGACAAGACCCUGGUGCUCCCGAAAAGCAAAUGCAAUAAGAGGGUCAUCUACUCCGUCCAGGACUACAGCCCUCUGCUGGACUCGUCCAACAUGACCCCCGAAGACUGGGCCCGCAUUGGCAAGGACAUCGAGAAAAACUACGAGGACUACGAGGGGUUCGUGAUCCUCCACGGCACCGACACCAUGGCGUACACGGCGUCCGCCCUGUCCUUCAUGUGCGAGAAUCUGGGCAAGCCCAUCGUGCUCACCGGCUCCCAGGUGCCGAUCUACGAGCUGAGGAACGACGGCAGAGACAACCUGCUGGGCGCCCUGCUGAUCGCCGGGCAGUUUGGCGUUCCCGAGGUCUGCCUGUACUUCUACAACAAGCUGUACCGAGGGAACCGCACCACCAAGUUCGACUCCGGCAGCUUCGAUGCCUUCUCCUCGCCGAACCUGGCUCCGCUGGCCACGUCCGAAGCGGACGUUACAAUCAACUGGGACAUCGUGUGGAGGGACACCUCCAUGGACAAGUUCCGCGUCAGCACCGAGAUGAACCGGAACGUGGGCCUGCUGCGGCUGUUCCCGGGAAUCACCGCCGCCACCGUGAAGGCCUUCCUGCAGGAGCCCAUGGAGGGGGUGGUCCUGGAGACCUUCGGCAGCGGGAACGCCCCCGACAACCAGCCCGACCUGCUGGUGGAGCUGAAGGCGGCCACGGACAGAGGCGUCAUCAUCGUCAACUGCACGCAGUGUCUGCGAGGCACCGUGUCCAUGUCCUACGCCACCGGGAAGGUGCUGAUGGACGCCGGCCUGAUCUCUGGAGGCGACAUGACUCCGGAGGCCUCCCUGUCCAAACUGUCCUACGUGCUGGCGAAGACGGGCUUGGACCGGGACGCCCAGAAGAAGAUGAUGGUCGAGAACCUGCGAGGUGAGAAGGUCACCGACCUGGGCGGAGUCAAACUGCAGCUGCGCGACAGCCACUUCAUCCAGACCGUCGCCAAGGCUCUGAACACCAGCGAGAACGAGGACCUGAAGGCCAUCCGGGAAGCGCUGAGCCCGCUGCUGUCCUGCGCCGCCGCCAAGAACGGGGACGUCGAGGCCCUGCAAGCCCUGAAAGACAUGGGCAGCAACCUGUGUAUGGGGGAUUACGACGGCCGCACGCCGCUGCACGUGGCGGCCAGCGAGGGCCACCGCCAGGCGGUGGAGUACCUCCUGCGCAACGGAGCCUCCGUCCACGCCAGGGACCGCUACGGCGACGGGCCCCUCUCCAACGCCGUGCGCUUCAGACACAAAGACGUGGUGACGCUCCUGAGGAACGUGGGAGCCUGCCUGUCCCCGGACGAGCUGCAGGAAGCAGGAACCGAGCUGUGCAGCCUGGCGGUCAGCGGCGACCUGCACGGCCUGGAGGCGUGGAGCCUGGCCGGCGCAGACCUGAACCGACCCGGCUACAGCGGCCAGACGGCGCUCCAGCUGGCCAGAGAGCUGGGUCAGCAGAAGGUGGUGGAGUUCAUCGAGUAGCUCAAGAAAAACCCCACCCAGCGUGAGCAGUGAUCGUCCGGUUCAUCCUGUCACCACUGGUCGCUCCGUGGCAGGACGGACGCAUCGCGGCGGAGCCCGACUCGCCUCCAGCUCGCCGCUCGAACCUUCGCCUUCCUUCUCAACACCUGAUCAAUACUUCACUGUGAUUUUUAACAGCUGUUACCGAACCCCGUGUUUGUGUGUGUGUGUGUGUGUGUGUGUGACGAGAUGUCUGAAUCAGCGUUUGCUCCGUACAGGGUACCUCCACAGAUUGUAUUUUUAUGACUAUUUUUAUAUCGAGACACUGCAGAGGGAGAGUCUAAAUCCUUUUUUUUUUUUUUUUUAAUGCAGAAAAAAACCCCAGCACAGCUCAAAUCCGAAUGUGUCUCCUGGUUUCACUGUAAUAAAAAAAACCCAAAACAAAACCAAGGUCGAUAAAUGGAGGCCUCGUUUGCUCGUCGUACAAGCUUUCACUUCCACCGAAUGUAAACUGGCUCAUUAGAAAUGGCCUCGGCUGCCCAGUACCGGAUCAGCCCACAGCGUCAGGGAUUCUCUGCUCUUCAGCAGAACUCGUAGAAAACGCCGUCUUCACGGCGUCGUGAGGUUUUGUGAACCUCGGCCCACUUUGCUCUGAUCCAGCAGGUUUUACCAAAAAAACCCGCAUUUCCCUCCGAGACCCAUCCGUCCUGUUUCCCUCCGGCUGAUCGUCGAGCCGGAAACGCGGCUCGUCUUUCUCUGAGAUGGAAGGGGAAGAGAUUCAGAGCAGUGAUAAAGAUAAAGGCCUCCCUCCAUCUGUGUGUUUUCAAUAAAGUCAUUUCAACUGUCCUCACUUUGAUUUAGCAAUGAAUGUUGUUGUUUUGGGUUAAUCUGGUUGAUUCUCCUUUUUUUUUUUUUUU
Messenger RNA from Salarias fasciatus (jewelled blenny), 2933 nucleotides. RefSeq names its product asparaginase homolog (S. cerevisiae) (gene aspg). The record is from RefSeq and is a predicted model, not a curated record. Gene Ontology annotation, molecular function: asparaginase activity; protein binding. The transcript has 16 exons. Gene Ontology annotation, biological process: amino acid metabolic process. NCBI's taxonomy places the organism in Eukaryota, Metazoa, Chordata, Actinopteri, Blenniiformes, Blenniidae. Bases 232 to 2037 code for a protein of 601 amino acids.